AUGUUCAAAACUUGGGAUCACAUCGGCCAAUUCAUCAACACAGGGUUAUUGGCCCUCAUUGGCCCAUCAGCAGGCACCAUCAACUAUGGCCUGUUUGUAUUGUCGGGCCUCUCAGUGUUGUGUGCAGUAGCUUCAUCACUCCUCCAACGUCAAGGUCCUUCCCUAAGUGCUGCACAGGCACUUUCGGUACUGUUUUCGGCUCCUGAUGCCCCCACCCCGAACUUCGCCUCACCACAAGCGCAAUCAAAUGUUCCAAUGUGGCAGUUCCUACAUGAAAACUCGAACCCUGGAGCUCAAUAUCCAACCCCAGCGGUUGCUCCAGCUUUCCAGGGAACACGUGAUCAAGAGGAGGAACAAGCUGUCGCUCUUAUACUCCAUUUGCAACCCAACCCUUUCCUCCAAGACGUCAAUAUGCAUCAGGAACCGGGCACCGAAUCAAUCCCGCUGCAAGGAAUAUUGAUGGUCGGGGAUUCUCCCUUGGUUCGUCCCUGUGAUCUUCGUCUUUGGUUUGCUAAUUUGGUGCCAACAGCUGCAACCGGAAAUACCUGUUCCUCAAAACUACAGGCUUCAGGCUCACAAACAACUCUGCCAGGAAAUGCGACCACGACCACAAUUUCUCACUUGCUUUCGGACCAAGACGUGAACAUGUCAGAAAACCCACCUGCUAAUCCCAGGCCUAUCACCAACAUCCCAAUCAAUGACCCUAGCCCUAUCACAAAAUUGCAGAAUAGCGAAAACAUCCACUGCAACAUGGAAGGCACCUCUGACGAUAAUGGAACAGCUUGUCCACCCACCUCUGGUGCAACUGAUGCUCCAUUGGACAUUGGAAAUUUUAUGGCUUUGAGCAGGCUUUCAUCGGAACUUACCUCACUUCUUCUGCGUGGCAUCGGAAUAGCCGUGCAGGAAGGGGUGAAACAAGGGGUGAAAGAGGCUUUAGAGACAAUAGCAUCACCAUCAAAGGCAACACCAUCAAAGAAAUCACCCACUAAGAGGUCAGCCUCCCACAAAAACAGUGAACCAAUGUCCCAUGACGGAAGUUCUGAAUCUUCCACCGAUGACGAUGACUUCAUCUCCGCAAGAAAACCAACUGGUGAGAAGACUGAUGAAGAGAAAUCAUUUCAUACCAUCCUGACGGAUUAUUUGAAGGGAAAGAGCCUCUGGAAUACACAUGCCAGUAAGACCGCAGACUGGUGCUUGGUCAACGACUUCGAAAACGACAACAACAACGGUCCCACCCUUGAUGAUCCUGUCUUUGACUGGUCUUCGAAGAUGAGCAGCAUGUGGAACAAGUCAUAA
Molecule: messenger RNA, 1296 nt
Organism: Laccaria bicolor S238N-H82
Lineage: Eukaryota; Fungi; Basidiomycota; Agaricomycetes; Agaricales; Hydnangiaceae
Exons: 12
Coding region: 1-1296 (431 amino acids)
Source: RefSeq, a predicted model, not a curated record